Messenger RNA from Haemonchus placei, 2808 nucleotides. The record is from the annotation of a GenBank genome assembly. Lineage: Eukaryota; Metazoa; Nematoda; Chromadorea; Rhabditida; Trichostrongylidae.
AUGAAUUCUGAAACGGCACAGGAACUCAUCAAUGGAGCACAGGCCGCCUCGACGACAUUUGCACGACUGAUAGAAGAACCUCAAGGCGAUGAAACACCCGACGCUUCCGACCCCCGGACUAUCACGGUCAGCUUAGCUCCUAUUCUCAUACUGGAAUUCAGCGGCAGAAUUCUGGAGUGGGAAAACGUCUGGAACGUCUUCUUUCAUUCAGUGCACUCACGGAACAUCGACAACCUGAGAUGACGUAUCUUCUAGAUGCAUUGCAAGGCGAAGCCAAGAAGACCGUGAAGCAGUACGAAGUAUCGAGCCGGACGUAUCCUCUUGUGAUAAGCCAUCUCAAGACGAAAUGCAACUGCACCGCUCCAAGCGAUCGUCUACACGACUAACACCUGCUAUGCGAGGAACUCUCUGCUAUUAUAUAAUAUGUCAGCUGCAACUAAAAGGCGAACAUGUCUAUAACAGCUUUCUUCAGAAGCAGCUCUUGCAAAUUUGCAGUCAGGGUUCAACGAGCUGUUCUUCGUCAAAAGCAGCAGAUGUCCUGUGAAGACUGGAAUACAUCAUUUUUGCCUAGCACGAUUACAAAGCACAUCAUGUCGGAAAUGAACAUCUACACCAAGUCGGAGAGAAAAAGGUAUUAGCGAGGUCGUCGCGCAAUUCGGCACCAAACGAACGCAACACUCAGUCGACUACGGAGGAAAGAGCCUACACGUUCUUCUAGUGUAAGAAGCCAGGGCAUUCACCAACGCAUUGUAAGGAAGCCCUGACAAGCGCGAAGAGGUUGGAAAUCAUGAAGAGGCACAAUCUCUGCCACAAUUGUGGAGGACAAGACCAUGGAGUAGCUCAGUGCAGAAAGGGAUCGCGCAGGAACUGCAACGAGUUUGGACAGCACCCAUCCAUCUGCAAGAAAUCGACGUCUUCAUGUACGACAUCGAAACCGCUUCAUACACAGAGUAAGCCGUCUGGACCGAAUGCUUCUCACCAAAGGUGGACACUCUUUCUUCUACCGAACAGACGGUGCGAGCGAAACCGUCUGAUGUCAUUUUCACAUGCGAGACCAGCAACAGCGAUAAUCUGCUUCUCGUCGGUCAGGCGCAAGUUAUAAAUACUCUCGAAUCGAUCGCAAACUCUCGAAAAGGUUCACGUCCCACUAUACACAGGCGCUGACCGUUCCUUCAUCACUAGCUCCCUCGCCGAUCGUCCUCAACUACAGGAAGUGACUCCAAACCUCUGACGAUCACAACAUUCGGCUCUGAGACGCCAAUACAGAGAAACUAUGGAAUAACCAACAUCCAACUAUGGGACAGAGAUGGAUAUCCACGUCGUUAUUCGGUAGCAACAAACGAGAAAUCGGUGGAACCUAUGCAACGGAGCCACCUCAGCGCGGACGAUGGAAGGUUUCUCGUCGAAAACGACAUACAACUCUCGCUGAGCAAUGCCUACAUCCACCCAAAAAUCCUACUAGGAGGCAGUGACGUCUUCACGCUACUGAACAACGAACAGGGAGCUCAUCUGACACUACCGACUGGUCUAAUAAUCUCACCCUCUAAGCUAAAGUACUUAGUAGCGAGACGAGCACCUGCUCCAGCUGGUACAACAGACGUGCCAUGUAACACCAGCACCCAUCAGACGCCCGAUCAUCAAUCACUCUCAGACGAAAGAACUGAUUCCAAGACGAAUCAUGACCGACAGGAUGAGGUUGAAGACCCACAUCAUUCGGAGGUGGAAGGUUUACAACCCCGAGAAACAACCACGGACAGUCCGACAGGAUCCUUGGAUCCGUCGACCACGUCUGCCUCCCUUGUUAGACGAAUGUCGACGCCUUACCCGACAACAAAGCAAUGGCCCUUUAUUUAUCAUCUCGAGACUACGGUUGCGAAGAUUCAGGAAAAUUCAGAGCUCCUCGAACAAUAUCAUGGCACCUUCAUGAACCAGCUCGCGCUGAGCAUAAUUGAGGAAGUGGAUCCGAACGCACAACCAGUGGGAAGACGGGUACGUUCUCUACUCGACCAAGCGGUAAUCACCCCUCAAAACGAGACGACAAAACUACGAGUUGUAUUUGACGCUUCGGCCCAUCGACGAGGAUGCAGCUCCCUCAACAGCGUAUUGCAUAGAGGACCAGUAAUCCUACCCUCCCUCUAUGACAUCCUGCUGCGCUUCAGGAUUGGAAAAAUCGCACUUACGAGUGAUGUCGAAAAGGCGUUUCUUCAAGUCCGCCUACAACCGCAGGAUCGUGACGUUACAGGACUACUAUGGCUACAUUGUUCCCAAGCAGGAGUCAGUGCGGACAACAUAGUCACUUACAGAUUCACCCGAGUGACCUUUGAGCUCAGUUGUUCCCCUUUCCUCCUUGCAGGGACGAUCAACCACAACUUGAAAAAUUAUGUCGACGACAAGAGGUUUGCUAAACAGCUUCACGAAAACACGUACGUAGACAAUGUCAUAUUGACAGCCUCAUCAACGACAGAAACUUCGGAGCUGUAUCAGGUUGCCAAUGAAGUUUUCAAUGAGAUGAACAUGAACCUGCCGAAAUUCCGAUCAAACCGUGAAGAAGUGAAUGGACGAAUCAAGCGAGUGGACCUCAGCACCAGGAACAAGUAGUAUCUGUUCACGACCCCCAUGGACGGCACACUCCGCUCACAUUGCCAGCAAAAUUUUUGUUCCAGCAACUCUGGCUACACAGCUACACGUGGGACUCCCCUCUGUCUCCAGAACAUGUGCAACAAUGGAAGGAAAUCGUCUCGAAUUGUGAGGGUUUUCACUGCGAACUGUCACGGUUUAUCGAUGAAAUCGGCCAAAAGCCAACCUUAG